Culicoides brevitarsis is the source of this 714-nucleotide messenger RNA. RefSeq names its product mobility group protein 1A-like. Lineage: Eukaryota; Metazoa; Arthropoda; Insecta; Diptera; Ceratopogonidae. The record is from RefSeq and is a predicted model, not a curated record. The coding region runs from base 137 to 472 and encodes 111 amino acids. Gene Ontology annotation, molecular function: DNA binding, bending; transcription cis-regulatory region binding. The transcript has 3 exons. Gene Ontology annotation, biological process: regulation of transcription by RNA polymerase II.
CGACUCAAAGACGAAUCAUUCUUCAAGUAUCCACGCAAGAGUGCAGUCGAAUUUUUUGGUGUGUCCAAUAAAAUAAAAUAAUAAAUUUACUUCAAUUUUAAAGGCAAUUUUCUGCUAAAUUUUACUCAGAAUAACAAUGGCUGACAAACCAAAGCGUCCUCUUUCCGCCUACAUGUUGUGGCUCAACUCUGCCCGCGAAGGUAUCAAGAAGGAACAUCCCGGUAUCAAGGUUACAGAGAUCGCCAAGAAAGGAGGCGAGAUCUGGCGUGGCAUGAAAGACAAGUCUGAGUGGGAAAACAAAGCUGCCAAAUUGAAGGAUGAAUACACCAAGGCCGUACAAGAAUUCGAGAAGAAUGGCGGUGACAAGUCGAGCGGAGGCAAGAAACGAAGCAAGGGAGCAAGCAAGAAACCCGCCAAGAAGAGCAAAAAGAAGGAUUCGGAUGAGGAUGAUGAUGAAGACGAGUCAGAUUAAAUUAAUUAAGGCAACUACGUAAAAUUAUAUCUCUCAUUACACAACUACACAUAUAAUAUGACGGAGUGUACGCGCAUCGCGUUUUCAUACAAGACCAACAAUAUCCUCCAAUAAUCCCCAAACUUCUACAAAAUUACAAAAAAAUAAAAAAACAACAACAACAACCGCCGUAAUAAUUGUCACUAAUAAUAAUAUACAUACAUUUAGUUCGCGUAUUCUACAAAAAAAAAAACAAAAUAAAA